Candidozyma duobushaemuli is the source of this 390-nucleotide messenger RNA. RefSeq lists its product as uncharacterized. NCBI's taxonomy places the organism in Eukaryota, Fungi, Ascomycota, Pichiomycetes, Serinales, Metschnikowiaceae. The coding region runs from base 1 to 390 and encodes 129 amino acids. The transcript has a single exon. The record is from RefSeq and is a predicted model, not a curated record.
AUGCUUGUUAGAGCAAGAGUGGCGAGAGUGGCCCGUUUACCUAGGCCCCUCUUUCAUGUGAGGUACAAUUCCAAUAAGUACAGGUCUAUUGACGACUUCAACAAGCAAAAGACUGAAUUUAAGUUUGGCUAUGGGGUCGAUGAGAUAGAUGAGACGGAGGAAGCCAAUAGGAAAGAAAGACUUGAAGCCACAGCCGAGGGAUUUCUGGAAUUUGAUCCGCUGACCCAUCCAAGACUUCAAGGUCUUCUGCCGAACUCUCCGGAAUGGAAGGAGCAAUUGUUCAUUAUUCAGAAGGAGUUGCAGAAGGAACAGGAAAAGCAGAGAAGAGCCUAUGAGAGGAAUGAAAGACUUAAGGGACUCGGGCAGGUGUUUUUGCUUUGGUCGGUAUAG